This is a messenger RNA of Gastrolobium bilobum, 470 nucleotides long. Its product is annotated as probable pre-mRNA-splicing factor ATP-dependent RNA helicase DEAH9. The transcript is spliced from 3 exons. NCBI's taxonomy places the organism in Eukaryota, Viridiplantae, Streptophyta, Magnoliopsida, Fabales, Fabaceae. The coding region runs from base 88 to 393 and encodes 101 amino acids. The record is from RefSeq and is a predicted model, not a curated record.
GGGAUUUGAUUAUUUGGUGCCUUUCUCUUUCUAUCUUUCCUUAGCGUUAGGAUUUUCUCUCUCACUUCCUCUGUUUCUAUCUCUGCCAUGGUUAUAGUUUUCCAAAAGCAGAAAGGUAGAGGGCGAGGUGUGUCUUUUUAUAAAGUUGGUGGAAGAAUCAUUUAUUCAACAUGCUCAAUGAAUCACGAUGAAGUGUUUGUUGCAGAGUUAAAGGCAUUGGGGAUUGAUAAUAUCUUGGGCUUUGACUGGCCAGCAUCUCCAUCUCCUGAAGCAAUGAUCCGAGCACUAGAAGUUCUCUACUCUCUUGGGGUCUUGGAUGAUGAUGUUAAGCUUACUUCACCAACUGGAUUUCAAGUUGCAGAGAUUCCACUUGUAUAUUUUGGAUACCACUAAAAUCAUGUUUCAUGCAUUUGUUAUGUACUUCAUCUUAUUUUAUGUUUCUUCAUAUUUUCUAUUAUGCAUAGAUGCAA